Molecule: messenger RNA, 2352 nt
Organism: Pongo pygmaeus (Bornean orangutan)
Lineage: Eukaryota; Metazoa; Chordata; Mammalia; Primates; Hominidae
Gene: DCST1
Product: DC-STAMP domain containing 1
Exons: 16
Coding region: 170-2290 (706 amino acids)
Cellular component (GO): membrane
Source: RefSeq, a predicted model, not a curated record
CUCCUUCCCCACUUCUCGGAGCAGAAGGAUUAAAAGACCCAGAGCUCAGGCCUAGGCUUCCCGUGAGGCGGAAGAGACAGGCAGCACCUCUCUUCUCUCACUAGAACCUUGUGUCCGAGGAGGUCCUUCAGGAGACCUGGGAUGAGUGGUGCUUCCCCAAAAAAGACCCAUGGACAUUAAACAUCAUCAGAACAGCGCAAGAGGGCAAAGAAGAAAACAGCCUCAUACCACGGUGCAGAGGCUCCUGAGCUGGGGGCUGCCAGUCUCCUGUAGCCGGUUCCUGUGGCGCCAGCCGGGCGAGUUUCCUGUCACUGCUUUCCUGUUGGGGGCAGGCGCUGGGGGGCUCCUGGCCAUAGGUCUCUUUCAGCUCCUGGUGAACCCCAUGAACAUCUACGAAGAACAGAAGAUGAUGUUUUUGUACAGCUUGGUGGGCUUGGGGGCCAUGGGCUGGGGGACUUCCCCUCACAUCCGCUGUGCCAGCCUCCUACUAGUACCCAAGAUGCUCGGCAAGGAAGGCAGGCUCUUUGUCCUGGGAUACGCCUUGACUGCCAUCUAUGUGGGGCCAGUAGCCAAUCUGCGGCACAAUCUCAAUGACGUGAUCGCAUCGCUGGGCUGCACCGUGGAGCUGCAGAUCAACAACACCCGUGCAGCUUGGCGCGUCUCCACAGCCCCCUUACGGGCCGUGUUCAAGGACCUGCUGAGUAGCAAAGAAUUGCUGAGAGCAGAGACUCGGAACAUCUCUGCCACUUUUGAGGACCUGGAUGCCCAGGUGAAUAGUGAGACGGGCUACAUGCCUGAGGAUGCUGUGGACUCAGGGGAGACAGCCCAGGGCAGGGAGGCCCGCCAAGCCCCAGCCUCCAGACUCCACCUGUCGACACAGAAGAUGUAUGAGCUGAAGACCAAGCUGCGUUGCUCCUAUGUGGUGAACCAGGCCAUACUCAGCUGCCGUCGUUGGUUUGACCACAAGCAUGAACAGUGCAUGAAGCACAUCUGGGUCCCACUCCUCACCCACUUGCUCUGCCUGCCUAUGAAGUUCAAGUUCUUCUGUGGCAUUGCCAAGGUGAUGGAGGUUUGGUGCCGCAAUCGCAUCCCAGUGGAAGGCAACUUUGGGCAGACCUACGACUCCCUCAACCAGUCUAUUCAUGGCCUGGAUGGGGAAUUUUCAGCCAAUAUUGACUUCAAGGAAGAAAAGCAGGCUGGGGUGCUGGGGCUCAACACGAGCUGGGAGCGCGUGAGCACCGAGGUGCGGGACUAUGUGUACCGCCAGGAGGCCCGGCUGGAGUGGGCCCUGGGGCUGCUGCAUGUGCUGCUCUCCUGCACUUUCCUGCUGGUCCUGCACGCGUCUUUCUCCUACAUGGACAGCUAUAACCAUGACAUUCGUUUUGACAACAUCUACAUCAGCACCUACUUCUGCCAGAUCGAUGACCGCAGGAAGAAGCUGGGCAAACGGACUCUGCUGCCACUCCGCAAAGCUGAGGCAAAAACCGUCAUCUUCCCUUGCAAGCCCACCAUCCAGGCCUCAGAAAUGAGCAAUGUGGUGAGGGAGCUCCUGGAGACACUGCCCAUUCUGCUGCUGCUGGUGGUGCUGUGCGGCUUGGACUGGGCUCUCUACUCCAUCUUCGACACCAUCCGCCACCACUCCUUUCUGCAGUACUCCUUCCGCAGCAGUCAUAAACUGGAGGUGAAGGUUGGGGGAGACUCCAUGCUAGCCCGGCUUCUUCGAAAAACCAUUGGGGCCCUGAACACCUCCUCAGAGACAGUGAUGGAAUCAAACAACAUGCCCUGCCUGCCCCAGCCUGUGGGCCUGGAUGCCAGGGCCUACUGGAGAGCUGCGCUACCGAUUGGCCUGUUAGUGUGUCUCUGCCUGUUACAGGCUUUUGGCUACCGACUCCGGAGGGUCAUCGCAGCCUUCUACUUCCCCAAGCGAGAGAAGAAGCGGAUCCUGUUCCUCUACAAUGACCUAUUGAAGAAAAGAGCAGCCUUCACCAAACUCAGGAGGGCCGCUAUCCUGAGGCGGGCGCGACAGCAGAAGGCUUCGCGCCACCCGCUGGCGGAUAUCCUGCACCGCGGCUGCCCGCUCCUGCGCCGCUGGCUGCGCCGGCGCUGCGUGGUGUGCCAGGCACCCGAGACGCCCGAGUCCUACGUGUGCCGGACGCUGGACUGCGAGGCCGUGUACUGCUGGUCGUGCUGGGACGACAUGCGGCAGCGGUGCCCGGUCUGCACGCCCCGCGAGGAGCUCUCUUCCUCCGCCUUUAGUGACAGCAACGACGACACUGCCUACGCGGGGUAAAGAGGCGUCCUGCUCGCUCUUCCGCUCCGUCCUUCCCGGUUAAUAAAAUGCCCUGUACGCUU